Carya illinoinensis is the source of this 321-nucleotide messenger RNA. RefSeq lists its product as uncharacterized. The transcript has a single exon. The coding region runs from base 1 to 321 and encodes 106 amino acids. NCBI's taxonomy places the organism in Eukaryota, Viridiplantae, Streptophyta, Magnoliopsida, Fagales, Juglandaceae. The record is from RefSeq and is a predicted model, not a curated record.
AUGUCAGCUAAGAUCCGAGCCUUAGAGGUUAAUGCCACUUGGAUUCUUGAGCCUCUUCCUCCUAGUAAGAAACCCAUUGGAUGUAAAUGGAUUUUCAAAACUAAACUCGAAACUGACGGUUCCGUUGAGACGUACAAAUCUUGGCUAGUUGCCAAAGUUUACAUUCAGGUUGAAGGCCUUGACUAUCAUGAAACCUUUGUUCCAGUUGCUAAAAUGACCACUGUUCGCUGCUUACUGACUGCCACAAAAAUUGGGUCAUCCAUUAACUUGAUGUCAAUAAUGCUUUUCUGCACGGUGAUCUUAAUGAAGAGGUCUACAUGA